Messenger RNA from Anarrhichthys ocellatus (wolf-eel), 1926 nucleotides. It is a transcript of the gene btg4, whose product is annotated as B-cell translocation gene 4. The coding region runs from base 809 to 1630 and encodes 273 amino acids. Lineage: Eukaryota; Metazoa; Chordata; Actinopteri; Perciformes; Anarhichadidae. The record is from RefSeq and is a predicted model, not a curated record. Gene Ontology annotation, cellular component: nucleus; cytoplasm. The transcript has 4 exons.
AAACGUGUUAAAUGGUCCGACUGGUGUCCGAAGGUGUUUUUUCAUUUAGCCGAUGAGCUCACUAUAUAGUCCUCUACAUACUGAACUCUGGAUAGCGAGUCGAAGGUUGUGAAUGAGUGAGUGACGACCCAAGUUUCCAAGUUGUCUGUCCGUCCGUCCGUCUCGGAUAUCUCAGGAAAACAUCCACCUGGACUCGAGGAAUGUCUUCAGUUUGGCGGUGAAAAGCUCAAGAAUUCAUACGCAGUUUUUCAUGUGGAGAAACUUUUACACCGACACAUUUGUCUAAAUGUAAAUGAGAUUAUGUGAACACAUAAAGGUUGAAUUAAAAAUAAAUUAAUAAAACAUUUUUGUGAAACGAGCAUCAACACAUGUUUGUAAUUUGGGUGAACCGACCCUUUAAUGUUUACUCUAAUCAAUCACACACAAACACACACACACACAGCCAUCAGGUGAACGAGCUGCAGGUGUGUGAGCUAGUCACACACCUGAACUGUGUUUCUAUUAAAACCUUGAGAAGCUUCUGGAGGAAGUGAAUGUUUUAGUGUCUGAUGUUUGUGAAGGAGCUGCUGCUUCACAAACACACUUCCAGACUUAUGUAGAGACACACACACACACACACACACAUACAUACAUAUAUGUUUAUAUAUGUUUUAUUUUUAUCCGUCAUUAGAAAUCUAAAGCUGAGUUCUCUCUAGAGCUCCAGCAGCAAAUAUGUUUGCUUAAGUUGCUUCCAGUUCGUUUUAUGUUUUAUUCUCCGUAUAGUUUGUUUUUUAAAGUCCGGUUUAGUUAAACUCGAGCUCAGAGAGCCAUGAAGGAGGAGAUCGCCGCCGCCGUGUUCUUCGUGGCUCGGCUGGUGAAGAGAUACGGACGUCUGGACAACGACGGCCGGGAGCGCUUCGCCGCCUCGCUCACCUCGGUUCUGUUCGAGAGCUACAAGAACCACUGGCACCCGAACGCGCCCUCCAAGGGUCAGGCCUACAGGUGUCUCCGGGUGAACCGGGUGCAGCUGCAGGACCCGGUGCUGCAGCAGGCCUGCGAUGGGAGCCCGGUCCGGUACGAGGAUCUGGGCCUCCCCCGGGAGAUGACGGUGUGGGUCGACCCUGGAGAAGUGUCCUGCAGGUACGGUGAACGAAGCGCCCCGUUCUGCGUCUCGGUGGUGGACGGCUCCCGCCGUGCGGACGGUGAAUUUUCCCGCCGGAUCCACGAAGCCGUGGAGCGGGCGAGCCUCGACGUCCAAUCGGGAAGCUCCUCAGACGAUGACGACAAGGAGGAGGAAGUGGGCGGAGAGAACAGCAUGAGCAGCUCCAACCUGUCGGCCAUUUGUCCGGUUUCAGUUGCAACCGGCAACACUGAGCCCAAAACCAUCCCGACCGUCAGCAACCCCAACAGCGUCUACCGGUUCAGUGAGUUUUCUCCGGGCGCUCCUCAGACCUGGCUGAGGGACAAGAGGAAGGCCUUUGCUGCCGACGCGUUCCCGCCUCACCCUCCUCACCCUCCUCACCCUCCUCCUCCGGUCGGUGGUCCCACCUCCCAGUUCUCCAGCCAGAAAGGCUUAAAGUCCAAUCGAGCCACGUUCACCUUCGCCGGGCCUCGUGUGGACAAGUACCACUGGGUCAGCAAAGCCCGAUGAGAGCCGAGCCUCCGGAACCAAAAUCAGGUUUAUCAACGCGGCGUCGACCCCCGCUUGAGGGGGGGGAAAAAAUAUAAUGGACAGUUUAGGAAAAAGAGUUGACUGUUUGUAUUUGAUUUAAAGUGUUAAUGAUUUAAAGUAAUGCUGUUUAAGCAUGUUUUUAAACGUUGACGUAUUUUAAAUGAUUAUCUGUGUUUUGUUUUUAAACUUAAUAUUAAAGUGUGAAUAAAGUAACAUUGAACUGUCAUUGAAAAGAAAUAAAAGCGUCCGAGUCAGCUCUGCUGGUUGAUCUAAAA